Messenger RNA from Coffea eugenioides, 3702 nucleotides. Its product is annotated as disease resistance protein RPS2-like. The record is from RefSeq and is a predicted model, not a curated record. Gene Ontology annotation, molecular function: ATP hydrolysis activity; ADP binding. NCBI's taxonomy places the organism in Eukaryota, Viridiplantae, Streptophyta, Magnoliopsida, Gentianales, Rubiaceae. The transcript has 2 exons. The coding region runs from base 1 to 3702 and encodes 1233 amino acids.
AUGGCCAUCCUAGAAUUUGCCAAUUCAACUCUGGGAACAAUUGCAGAGAAGUGUGUCGAUCCAAUUUUGCAUCAAUUUCAGUACUUAAUUUUCUGCAAAAGCAGCGUUCAAACUCUGAGCGAUAACAUCAAAAAACUUGAGCUAAAGGAAACUGAGGUCCAACAAAAGGUAGAUCGAGCAAAAGACAAUGUUGAAGAAAUUAAACCAACCGUUGUUGAUUGGCUGAAACAAGUUGAGGAUGUAAAGAAAGAUGCACAUACUAUUUCUGAGGCUAUGAAGACUGCUAAGGUGAAUUGCUUGAAUAUUGUUACGCUUCCAAAUUUGAAGUCAUGCUAUUUGCUAGGCCGACGUGCGGUGAAAAGAACGAGUGUUGUUGAAAAACUCUUAGAAGAGGGGCAAUUUGAUGAAGUUGGAUCCAUUGCUCCAUUAGGGAAAAUGCCGUUAAGUGAAUCAACCCCGUCCUUAGAGGAAAGCCUAGUUUCUAGGAUGUCAACAAAGAAGGAAGUGAUGGAAGCUUUAAAGCAGGAGAAAACUAACCUAAUUGCGAUUUGUGGUAUGGCCGGCGUAGGCAAGACUACUCUGGUCAAACAAAUUGCUGACCAGGUUAAGUUCGAGAAAUUGUUUGAUGAAGUUGCCAUGGCAACUGUGUCUCAAAGUCCAGACAUGAGAAAUGUCCAAAAUCAACUUGCUGAGCAGUUAGGGCUGACAAUAUCUGAGCAAACUGAUCUGCCAAGAGCUGAAAGAUUGUAUACAAGACUGAUUGGUCAUGACAAGAGAACUCUUGUUAUAUUGGAUGACAUUUGGAAAGAAGUUGAUUUUAAGAGUCUAGGAAUUCCCGUCAAAGGUGAAUGCAAGAGCUUAAAAGUAAUAUUGACAUCUCGGCUCUUUGAUGUGUGUAGUAUUAUGGGAGCUGAAAUUGUUGUGGUCAAUAUGUUGCCUGAGGAAGAAGCAUGGCAUCUUUUUAAAGAGAAGGCGGGAAUUUCUAAUGAUUUCAUUUUGAAUGAUGUUGCGAAACAGGUUGCAGGGGAAUGCAAAGGUUUACCUCUUGCAAUUGUUGUUGUUGCUAGGGCAUUAAGGAGCAAUCAUACACUAGAAUCCUGGAAUCGUGCCCUUCGACAACUAAGAAAGGACAGAAUGGGAAACCUAAAAGAAGUUCAAGAUUUGCUAUUUUCAAGGAUUGAAUGGAGCUAUAAUAGUUUGGAAACUGCUGAAAUGAAGUACCUACUUUUGCUUUGUAGCUUGUUUCCAGAGGAUCAUAGUAUUCCAAUUGAUUGCUUGGUUAGGUAUGUAAAAGGGCUACAGCAGUUCCAGGAUACAGAGACAUUCAGAGAUACAAGAGAUCAAGUAGACAUGCUGGUUGAUCAGUUAAGAAACUCCUAUUUGUUGCUAAAUGAUGGUGGAAAAGAAGACCAUGUAAAAUUGCACGAUGUCGUGCGAGAGGUUUGCUUGUCAAUUGCAUCAAAAGCAGAGCACGAGUUUUUGGUGAGGAAUGCUGGAGUGGGAGAAAAGAAUUCUUACACUGCAAUUUCACUAAUAUCCCAAGAUUCCAAUCAUGAUCUACUUCCAUUUUGCAAGGAAUAUCCAAGGCUUAUGCUAUUGCGUUUGGUAAUCAAAUCAGGGAAAUUAAACCUACCAAAAGAUUCUUUUGUAGGAAUGGAAGCUCUUAGGGUCAUGGAGUUAAAUAAUUUGCACAUAGAAUUUUCGCUAUCAUGGCCUGGCCAAAUGUUAAGGAGCCUUAGAACACUGUGUUUGGAUUAUUGUUACUUGGGCACUGGACUGUCGGCAAUGCUUGGACACGUGAUGCAAUUGGAAACUUUGAGUCUCUUUAAAUCCAAAAUUCAGGAUGAUCAGUUUCCAGCAGAAAUUGCUUGGCCGCGCAAUUUAAAGUUGUUGGAUUUGAGGGUUGAAAGUAGCCUCCAUCCUUUACCUAGUGGUAUCUUGUCAAGCUUGAAGAAACUAGAAGAAUUGUAUUUGGGAUCUUAUCUUCAUUUGCGGCUAGGGAGAGAUAGAGAAGAGAAAAGAAAAUGCUUUAAGGAGAUCUCAUCAAUCUCUAACCUUGCAUGUCUCCAAAUUGAUUUUUAUGACCUUGACCUCCUGCUUCUAUUUUUGCAAGAAUUUGAUACUCAGAGGUUGUCAAGAUUUCACAUUGUAGUAGCUAAUUAUGAAAGAAAAAAGAGAGAUCUCAGUGGAAGCUAUCAAUUUCGAACUAGUUUCGAGCUUCAUUUGUCUGAUGAUAAAGCAUUGAAACAAGCGUUUUAUCCUAAAGUUACUAGCAUUGUCAAGAGAACUGAGAAUCUCGCUUUGAAUCUUUCUAAAUCAUUGUGCUUAAGGAGGCUUGUGCCUGACUUAGGUGCAAAUGGAUUUAUCAAUUUGAAAAAACUUGAUCUGCACGGAGGAAAAUAUGAAUGCCUUAUUGAUUCUACCACCAACCUUGUUGCUCGACAUGUUUUUGAAAAUUUGGUGUCCAUGGAGUUAGGAAGUUUGGAGUUGAAAGAAAUAUGUAAUGGAUUUCUCCCACCUGGGUGCUUCAAUCAACUUCAAGAGGUGAAACUUAAUUUUAUAAGUGCUUUAAAUUAUUUGUGGAAGGAGCCAGUUGAACCUCCGUCACUAUGCAACCUCAGAUCUAUCAGGUUAUUACGCUGUGAACAAAUUACAACUCUCUUCUCACAAAAAAUAUUGAAAUGUCUAGUGAAACUCCAAAAGAUAGACAUAGUUGAUUGUCGCAAGUUAGAGAGCAUUAUUCUGAGGGAGGAGGGUCUGAAAAAGGAAGUGCUCAAGCUUCCCCAACUCAAAGUCUUGUCCCUUACGUGGACAAACUUAAUGGGUUUUGUCUCCAGAAAUGACAAAGUCGAGGCUUUUUUCAAUCAGGUUUCACUCCCUCGCUUGGAACGACUAGCGAUGGAGAGUCCCGGUCAUGGCCCCGAGCAGCUAAUAGGAGGUAAAAUGCCUGGUGGGUCUCUUGACAACUUAAAAUCUGUGGUGCUCUCCUGUUGUAACUCUAUCCGAUGCAUUGCCAAAGCUAAUACAGUUACAUUAUUACAAAACUUGCAAUUACUUCGGGCGUUGGAUUGUAGUGGGAUGGAGUUUCUUAUCGACUUUGAGGGUCUAAAAGUUCCAAAUACUCCAUCAGAAAAGGCACUUGAAAUUCUUCCCAAAGUAGAGACACUGUACUUAUGUUGCUGUACAAGAUUAACCCACAUUUGGAGGAAUUUUUCUGAAGCGGUUCGAGUAUUCCAAAACUUAAGAAGUCUAUGUGUAGAUCAUUGCCCAUUAAACUUUUUGUUUUGUCCUCCUUCUGUGGCUAACAUGCUCACAAGUCUUGAGAAACUACAAAUUAGGAGCUGCAGGAAAAUGCAUGGAAUUAUAGGCCAGGAAAAUGAAGAGGUCAGCCAAGAAGAUAAUGCUCAGCAACAUGAUGUUGAAAAACAUAGAGAAAUUGCACUGGAAAGAACCAAGAGGGAGUUCGAGUUUCCUAGACUGUGCAAACUGUGGUUGGAUGACCUUAAGAAUCUUCGAAGCUUUGGUGGUAGUCACCAGGAGGAUUGUGAGUUUAAAUUUCCCCAACUCACUGAGUUGACCAUAACGAAUUGCCCAAAGUUGAAGAAAUUCUGUUUUGGAAAUUUGGAUGCACCAUUGCUUAAGAAAGUCACGGUAGCAUGGAAGCUUGAAGCUCCUGUGGAUUUAAAAGUAUUAAUAUUCUAA